This is a messenger RNA of Brassica rapa (field mustard), 768 nucleotides long. RefSeq lists its product as uncharacterized. NCBI's taxonomy places the organism in Eukaryota, Viridiplantae, Streptophyta, Magnoliopsida, Brassicales, Brassicaceae. The record is from RefSeq and is a predicted model, not a curated record.
AUGGGACAUUUAAAAGCAUAUGAAGAGCGCAUCAAGGAUGACGAAGAAGUAGAAGAUGAUCAACCGAAGCUGAUGUACACGCCUACUGAUGGACAACUUAAUCUAAACCGGCCUUCUCAAGCCCAACAAAGUCGAUCGAGUCAAGAACAAGGCUACAACCGAGACUAUUACGGAAACCCGUAUAGAGGUAGAGGCAGAGGAGGUCGUUACGGAAAGCUCAAACUUAAGUUACAAGAGGCUCAAGAGAAUGACAACACUGAGACACAGGAAGCUGAUGAGCUUAUGAUGCACGAGUUCGUAUUUUUAAACGAGAAGAAUGUCUUACCGGAUAAAUAUGAAACAAAUACGGAGGAGAACAUGUGGUAUCUCGACAAUGGUGCUAGCAAUCACAUGACCGGGUAUAGGAGAUAUUUUUCAACGAUCAACAACACCAUUACCGGUAAAGUACGCUUCGGUGAUGAUUCUCGUAUAGAUAUUAAAGGAAAAGGGACAAUAUCUUUUUUCGAUAUGAACGGAGACUCAAGAAAGAUGACAGCCGUGUACUUCAUCCCUGACCUUAGAAGCAACAUCAUAAGUUUGGGACAAGCCACAGAGGCGGGCUGCGAUAUCAGACUGAAAGGAGAUGAACUAAUUAUGCAUGAUAAGCAUGGAAAACAUCUUGUCAUAGCCACGAGAUCAAGAAACAGGCUCUAUAAGGUUCACAUGGGUCUAAAGGCAGAAGCAUGUCUUCACACUUCUACAGAAAACGAGUCAAAGAGAUGGCACUGA